AUGGCGGACUGGGCUGCCGAGUCCGAAUCGCACUUUCAGCUUGCUGCGCGACAGCAGCUAGCCACACAGAGUCCCAAGAAGCAAAGUAUUCAAGCCAGCUUUGUGAGCUCUCAAUCUGAGGCGGCACGUUUGGGAGCUCCGCUUCUCAGGCGGCCCUCGCACGAGAAUGGCCGACCAGCGCCAGCGCCUCAUGCGUCGGCUUCUGAACCCCGCCGCCGCCGACCUCCAUCAAGUCCCCGUCGAAGCGCGCCGACAACGCCUACGGGCAAAGGAAAGGCGCAGCGCGAUGCCAACCCCACUGGUUCCUUGCGUAUCACUCUCUCGUCGCCCAGCGCUGGGUCACACCCUUCGCGCGCAGUAAAAUUGGUGCCCAGCCCCCAAAAGCCCUCAAGUAGCCCUGGCAAGGUGAGCAACGACGAAAAGCCCAGCCCUCGCAAGACGCCCAAUCGAAAAUCCAAGUCAGCCUCCAAGCAUUCAGCUGCCGUUGCAGCAUCGCCAGACUCAAAGGCCGUGCCUGCUGCCGCCGCCGCCGCCGCCGCAAGCGCUGAAAAGCCAACCAACCAAGCGCCAAAAAGCAAGAAUCAAGGUAAAAAGCAAAAGAAAAAGUCUCGUGGUAACGGUAACAAGGGCACGGCGCACAGGACCGUAUCGACUCCCCCCGCCACGACCCCCUCAAAUUCGACCAGCCCGAUGGUGUUGCCUGCACCCACUGGCACGCCAAAAGCCUCUCCGGCCAAGCCAGCCGACGGAACGCGGACGCCUUCGCCAGAACCGAAAAGCGCCCUCUCCACCACCAGUUCGCGAGGCCAGAUGUCGCUCAAAAGCCAGCGCUCAUCCCAACGCCGCUCGCGCACUGCCACUGCGCAUCGGGAAGGGGCCUCGGAUCGCGCCCCCUUGAGCACCGAUGCCACUGACGUGCGCAAAAAGCUCUGGCCCUCCACCUUUGAUGCAGCGUUGAGUGACGAACAGAUGAAGGGCAGCCUCUUGGAGGCAGGAGCCGCGCAAGAUCUCUCCCUGCUAAUUGCCUCAGAGCUUGUGAGUUCGCUCAUCAACGAGGCCACUGCCUCAUGUGCGCAAGCGCCAUCUCAGGGCGCCAUUGGUAUUUUUGAGCGCCCCGUCGUGCCGAUCAGCCCACAGGCCAAGGACUCGGCUGCAUCACCCAAGCCCGAGUUCUCACCUGCCUUGGUCGUGUCUGUCGGUGCUGGUGACAAGUUUGCUUUCACCAAUAUCGCCGAGGCCAAGAUUAACAUCGCUCCUCAAGCUGCGGGCAAAGCGACUGGUCCGCCAAGCGAUGAGCCCGCGCAUGAGCCCGCGCAUGAGCCCUUGGUUGCCGCCAGCAAGAACGCUACGGCCAGCACCACUAGUGUUGUUGAAGAGGCGUGCAAUUCUGAUGACGAAGCAGCUGCCCAGAUGGCUUCGGUUCUAGAGUCUACCGAGAGCGGAAACGAGGGCGCGACGAUGGCUGCUGCAGAACCCGCGACUGAGCCUACGAGUGUGGGUUCGGUGAGUGAGGUAGCAAGCAAGGACAUCGAGCCAGCAAGUGAUAUGACUGGUGUCGCAGACGAGGCCACGCCUGCUCAAGCCCAAGCCACGGACGAGGAUAAGGUCGUAAAGCUUCCGAUCGAAGGCUCCAUCGAGGUGGUGGGGCCAACAACUGAAGCCGCCACUGAGAGCCCCAAGCCCAUGCUUGAGACCGAUGGUGAGAGUUUGGAGAUGACGAGUGAACCCACUGAGGGGUUAGUUGAGGAGGCAUCUGAAGCCGCGGAGCCUGACAGCACGACGGCGGAGCCCGCUGUUGAAUCUGACAAUCACCAGCUCUCGGAGCUGACAGCUGAUGACACACACAAAGCCGUCCAUCAUCAGCCCCCGUCAUGGCCUGCAACACCAGUCGCACGCAGUGCAGAGCACGAGACUUCGGCCGACUUCAGUGUCAUGUCGGCCUCACUGGUUGCAUCAGUCUCCCAUGCCAUCUCCACCGAAGAAGCGCACGCUUCAGAGGCUGAAGAGCAACUCGCGCAGGCCUUGCAUGAAAAUGCCGAGCUGCUGGAGCAGCUCAACUCACUUCAUGCUGAAGCACAGCGACAGUUGGAGAUUGAUCAGUUGCAGACAGAGCAGCGCUUGCAUAAUGACAACAAAGACCAGGCGCUCGCACGAAUCGUGCGUUUGGAACAAGAGGUGUCAGGUCUGCGUUCGAUCCAACUGGCCAGUGAGGAGGAGGUCAUUGAGCUACGCAAGCAAUUGGCAAGCCAAACGGCUUCCAAAGAUGAGGCACGCGGACGCUGUCAAACGCUCGAAGAGGAAUGCGGCCAACUGCAAGCCGAGCUCGCACAACUUGAACAGACCCGGGCCGAGCAAGAGAAAUCUGCAAUCACUCGUACAGCAAGCCUCCAGGAGCAGCUUAAUCAGGCACGUCGAGAGCUGGACGAGGCCCUGACAUCCCUCAAAAAGAAAACUUGUGCCAUGGACGCCGAGAAGCAGGCACAUGCCAAAACUGUCAAGGAUUGGGAGCUCAAGCAGGCCGAGGUGAGCAAAGAGCUCGAAGCUGCGCAGGCCAGUGCCCAAGCCAGCGCCAAAUCUCUCGAGUCCUCUGCGAACGAGUACAAGCUUGCGAUUGAUCGGUUGCGCAAGGAGCGCGAUGAUGCUCUCGGUAGCAAACGAGCCAACGAGCAGAUGUCUCAACAACUGCAUUCACAGCUUGCUACUGUGCGUGCGGAGCUGGCCGAGAGCCAAAGUUCGGUCCAAGCAAAGGAUGUUGAGCUGACCUCUGCGCGAGAGGAGUGUUCUCGUCUUGCACAAGAAAUUGAGCAGCUCCAGGCAGAGUUGGCACUGCGGUCCGACGAGACACAGGAAUUGGAUGGCAAUGCCACUGUGUACCUUGAUGCUCAAUCUGAUUCACUCAUCGAUAGCGCAGCCCCAACACCGGCGCGACCACAAACGCCCGGCUCGCGCAUGGCAAGUCCCACCCGCCGAGGUCUUGCAGGCCUUCAAUUGCUGCAAAAAAUUGCACGUCAUGCUCCUGCAGGAGAAGAUGUCACUCUGACCGUUAACGAGCAGAAAUGCAUGAGUCGCUUCUACCACGGGCUCUCGUCACACGGCCAGCAGCUCUGGCAUUUGGUGGAGUACUUGGAGCGCAUUCGCCGCGGGCUGACCUCGUUGGAGACUUCGCCUGCACCUCUCUCGCCGCUUCGAGAGGCCUCUUCGGGGGAUGAGAGUGCCAAUCUUGACUUUGGGCAAUCGAUCAUGGGCUUACGCACGGUACGCACGGAAGCUUUGCUCUGGCAGCUCCUGUUUUCGUAUCAGUGA
Molecule: messenger RNA, 3303 nt
Organism: Monosiga brevicollis MX1
Lineage: Eukaryota; Choanoflagellata; Craspedida; Salpingoecidae
Exons: 4
Coding region: 1-3303 (1100 amino acids)
Source: RefSeq, a predicted model, not a curated record